AGGGGUAGAUGCUACAGAGUUCUGUCGCCGCAUCUCAUCACAUCCCGUGCUCCAGACUAUCCGUUGCAUAUAAACCCCUCUGCGUUGGGAUGUAGCACAGAAAUGGGGCGCAGUGGUACAAGUGAGACAGGUUCAAAAUUGCUUCCCAUUAGACAAAAAGAUGACUGCCAGCCCAAAUGGCAAAGGCACCUGAAGGAGGCUUCCUCAGGAAAGCUUGUGCGAGCAUCAUGUGUUCUUUCGUGUCUGCUUGCUCGAUGGUUGGACGGAAGGUUGGCGGCCCCGGAAUCAGCCAACGAACGUCUUCCAGCAUUCCCAUUUCCAGAGUUUUGACCGUUUCGGUGGUGAAUUGGCGCUUCCAAUGAGUCCCUCGGAAAUGAAUCAUCUAAACAAGGCACCGACUCUUGCUUGAGCAGCUCAUUACCGGCGCGAGAACAAAGA
Messenger RNA from Thermothielavioides terrestris NRRL 8126, 438 nucleotides. RefSeq lists its product as uncharacterized. The record is from RefSeq and is a predicted model, not a curated record. NCBI's taxonomy places the organism in Eukaryota, Fungi, Ascomycota, Sordariomycetes, Sordariales, Chaetomiaceae. Bases 177 to 362 code for a protein of 61 amino acids. The transcript has a single exon.